AUGCAAUUCUCAACUGUAUUGAUAGGUCUCCUGGCCACUCUAGUCUCGACCGUGACGGCUACCGCUUUAACGUACAGACUUGAGGCCAACGAGAAGGCCUGCUUCUAUAACUACGUUGACCAGAGGAACGCCAAGGUUGCUUUUUAUUUCGCUGUUCAAUCCGGCGGCUCUUUCGAUGUCGAUUACUCAGUUGUUGGCCCCGGAGAGAAGGUUAUCCUAGACGGAACCAAGGAACGGCAAGGCGACUUUGUCUUCACGGCUCAGAGCAUUGGGGAGUACCGAUUCUGCUUCAAUAAUGAGAUGUCAACAUUUGCGGAGAAAAUGGUCGACUUUGAGAUUGCUGUCGAGAAUGAGGAGCGCGCGCAAUUGCCUUCACGGCAAGGUGCCAGUCCCGAGCAGGCAUCGGCCCUUGAAGAGUCCAUCUACAAACUGUCCGCUCAACUGUCGACUAUUGCCCGCAACCAGAAGUACUUCCGGACCCGCGAGAACCGCAAUUUCAGCACGGUUCGCAGCACCGAGAGGCGGAUUUUCAACUUCAGUGUGAUUGAGGGCUUGAUGAUGGUGUCGAUGGCUGGUCUGCAGGUGUUUAUUGUUCGGUUCUUCUUCCAGGGUGCGCGGAAAGGUAUGUAUUCCCUUGCUUACGUGGGCAUGGAAUCUGGCACCAUUUUGAUCUAUGGCCUUUUCCGUUCCUUGAUUCAAGUCCAUAUCUGA
Aspergillus udagawae is the source of this 711-nucleotide messenger RNA. Its product is annotated as emp24/gp25L/p24 family protein. The transcript has 3 exons. Lineage: Eukaryota; Fungi; Ascomycota; Eurotiomycetes; Eurotiales; Aspergillaceae. Gene Ontology annotation, biological process: protein retention in ER lumen; endoplasmic reticulum to Golgi vesicle-mediated transport; Golgi organization. The coding region runs from base 1 to 711 and encodes 236 amino acids. Gene Ontology annotation, cellular component: Golgi apparatus; endoplasmic reticulum-Golgi intermediate compartment; endoplasmic reticulum. The record is from RefSeq and is a predicted model, not a curated record.